This is a messenger RNA of Anopheles moucheti, 824 nucleotides long. RefSeq names its product homeobox even-skipped homolog protein 2-like. Bases 243 to 824 code for a protein of 193 amino acids. Lineage: Eukaryota; Metazoa; Arthropoda; Insecta; Diptera; Culicidae. The record is from RefSeq and is a predicted model, not a curated record. The transcript has a single exon.
UCGGUGCGAGCAGCCUCGGCGGUCAGGCGGGUGGCGGUGCGGGCCCGACCGGGGGCGUGAUCGGCAGUAUCGGAUCGGCGGCCAUCUGCUCACCGUCGGCGACGGCGGCCAAGCUGUACCAGUCCGAGUACGACAACCCGUACGGUGCGGCGGCGGCGGCUGCGGCCGUCGCCUCCGGUCAGCCCACCACCGCCGAUUGCUACAGCAACGCGAUCAGCAAUUCGGCCGCCGCCGUCGGCCUAAUGUCGGCCCAGCCGCCCCGCGAUAACUAUCAGUACUUGCUGUCGGAUUCGCUGCAUUCGCUCAGCAUGCCUUACUCGUUCCACCACCGGCUGCCGUGCAGUUCGCCAUCGUCGGUACAGCCGAUGGAUCUCAACACACAUUCGGCCGCGUCGGCGGCUGCUGCGGCGGCGGCCGCCGCGUCCGCUGCCGCCUACAGCCAAUCGAUCAACAUGACCGACCUGUCGCAGAUGACUCCCCCGAGUGCGGCGGCUGCGGCGGCCGCUGCUGUCGCCGGGUUGCCCCCGGUCCCGACACGCCACCUGCCCAUCAUUACCAGUGCGAUAACGGGUGGUGGCGGUGGGGGUGGUGGUAGUGGUGGUGCGAAUGGUUCCACAGCCGCCGGGGCGACUAACGAGCUGGAACCGGCGAGUGUUGUGUCGGCGGCUAGCGCAGGAAGCGGUGGAGGUGGAGGAAGUGGCAGUAAUGGAUCAGCAAACAACGGUCAGCAACAGCAGCAGCAGCAGCAGCAACAACAGCAGCAACAGCAACAACAACAGCCGCCCCAGCAGAGUGGCGGCCAUUACAUUACGCGGCUAGAAUAA